CUGUCACUACCUACUACCUUCAAAACACAGUCAACCUCUAAUACCACCGUGGGAGUUUAGCUACUGAAGUUAUUCUAAGUUUACAAACUUGUGUACCUAUUGCAAAGAGCUUGAUUGACAUUGGAUCUCCAGGCUUCUCUUGGAUACUAAGGACUUUGACGGAAGCUUUCAACUAUACGAUGGAAGGUGAUUGCAGCAGAGUGAUGGUAGACGUGGAGAGUGGCCCUGUGUACCCAGCAACGACCGUGACCCUGGUACGGGACAAGUCCACACCCCAGCGGAGGCUGUGUGGUGCCCUGCUGGCCAUUGCACUGUGUGUCUCAGCUGCGCUUUUCAUUACCUGGCACGCCAAGAAACAAGAUCACGUCGAGGAAGUUGAUGAACUUCAGCAUACAUUGAGACAACUCUCUGAAAACAGAAAGACUGCCAUUCAUUUAGAAGGUGAAUACAACGUCAGUGGAAAAUACAAGACCGCAGUGGAGUGGACAGAAGUGGUAGGCCAGGGAUUCUCACAGGGGAGUCUUAAACUCAACAACAACGAGAUUGUGAUCCCUCAGCCGGGCCUUUACUUCGUCUACAGCCAGGUCUCUUUUCACGUCAGCUGCAAGGCAGACCCCAAGCACCCUAACAACCAGAAGAUGGUUCACCUGAGUAACACGGUCAAGCGCUGGUCCCCAAGCUACGGCACCGAAGACAACAAGGAGUACCUGCCGCUGCUCAGCUCUGUACGCACCGUGUGUAAGAAGUCUUCCAACAGCGAGGAGAGCGAAGGAAAGUGGUAUAACGCCGUGUACAUGGGAGCAGUGUUCAGCCUGGAGAAGGGAGACAUGCUCCGGACGAAAACAGAGACCAGGCUUCUGCCCCAUCUGGAGAGUGGUGCUGGGAAGAACUUUUUUGGCUUGUUCGCCUUGUGAGACAGAUAAAAAUGGCUGACGAUAGAGAGGAAAUGCUACGUCCCCAAAUGCCACCCUUUGCCCUAUACUUUAACUACGGGUGCACUAUAUAGGGAAUAGGGUUCCAUUUUGGGACGUAGCCUCAGUGUGAGUGAAAGGUUCAUACAGUUGGAGGGAGUAGACAGCUAAAUCCAUGCAGAAGAAGAGGAUAAUGGAAGGUUACCUGAUAGGAGUCAGGGCCGUUUCAUCUACUGACGUUGACUGAGGUUAAGGCUUUGUGUUGUUUCGUGUUAAAGCCAAUGCAUUAUUUAUUUUUUUACUCUUCUGUCAAAGAUUAGGAAUUAUAGCCUGGGUACCAGUCUGUUUGUGCCAUCAUGCUACUUCUUGCCAUGCCAAACAUUGGCUUCCAUGACAGUAUGAUGUAGGCAAGAGCACAAGCAGAUCUGCAACCAGGCUAGAGAAAUUAUACCAAUCUAUCUAAACUGUAGCAGUUUAUUUAUAUAUACUUGGGGUUUAUUGUAUAACAAAUGUGUUGCCAUGGUGUUACCAUGACAGUAAAUUUCUAUGAUGCUAAUGUUGAACUACCAUCCACAGCACAUAAACCAACCCACACUAUAUAUAGAUAUAGAUAUAGAUAUAUAUAUAUAUAUAUAUAAUAUAUGUAUAUUCUACUAUCUGAAGGAAUUCUGACAUACAGUAUGAUUCAGUGUAUUUAAGCAUUGUGAAUGUGCCACUACAUCGGUCAAAUGUCUCAUAUUGAGAAGUCAAUUUAAUUUCUAAUUGAUUCUGAAUUCAUUAUUUAUUGCUAUUUUAUUAAUAUAUUUAUCAUUAUGUUUUAGUUAAUUAUACUUGAAUUGUUGUCUGUAUUUAUUAUUUAUUAUGAACUUUUAUUUAACUAGGCAAGUCAGUUAAGAACAAACUCUUAUUUACAAUGACGGCCUACCUCGGCCAAACCCUCCCCUAACCCAGACGACACCGAGCUAAUUGUGCUCCGCCAAACGUGGACUCCCAAUCACAGCCGGUUGUGAUACAGCCUGGAAUCGAACCAGGGUGCCUGUAGUGACGCUUCUAGCACUG
Molecule: messenger RNA, 1970 nt
Organism: Salvelinus namaycush (lake trout)
Lineage: Eukaryota; Metazoa; Chordata; Actinopteri; Salmoniformes; Salmonidae
Gene: tnfa
Product: tumor necrosis factor a (TNF superfamily, member 2)
Exons: 4
Coding region: 180-914 (244 amino acids)
Biological process (GO): immune response
Cellular component (GO): membrane
Molecular function (GO): tumor necrosis factor receptor binding
Source: RefSeq, a predicted model, not a curated record